AUGAAUAACACGAGAAUAAAUCAUUUUUGGCCAUAUGCACUACGUGGUAGUGUAACAUUGAUAAUUGAAAAUACGACAAUUGAAAAUUUUGAAAAAAUAAUUUAUCGUAAUUUACGUCAUAGUAUAGCAAAAAUAAUUCGUCAAUAUUGUUUAAACUAUGAAUCAAAUUGUUUAAGUAAAGAUAUAGAUUCAAUUAGAGCCGAUCAUGUUAUUGUUCAAAGUUAUGAAGAAGAAUUAGAGGAUCAUCGUUUAUAUGUAGCAAUAUUUAUUAAAGAUCCUUAUCGUCAAUCAAUAGCUCUUACAAAUGAUCAAUUUUUACUUGCACUUAAACGUUAUGAACAAGAGAUUUAUCAAGAUAUAAAACAUCAUAUUCAUCUACCAUCAAAUAUAUUAGAACAGAGUACAUUAGAUCCAAUAUGGUUAUAUGGUGUUUGUUUACUUGCUUUAUUUAUACUUAUUGUUGUUCUUCUUAUAUUAAUUCUUAUUUUAGCAAAAAAAACAUUUUAUUCAACAAAUCAAAUUCAUCAAAAUAAACGAAAGGAUAUAUCUGAUAAAAAACAAAUACCUGAUAGAACUAGUCUUUUAAUAUCAACACCGUUACAAUUAGCUGUUGAAGAAGAUGAACGAAUUUCUUCGACUUUAUAUAAUGAAACUGAUAGUUCACAAGCAUCAAAUUCAACUGUAACAGCUAAUUUACUGCCACUACCAACAACAACAACAUCAUGUUAUGAUUGUCCAAAAGAUCAUACAUCUUAUUUUAAUAGCAAUAUUGAAACAGCUAUAAAACAACGUCUUGGUAGUGAUGAUACUGAUCCAAUACCAUUUAUUGAUGAUAAUCUUUCUUCAGCUCGUAGUAGAAAAAGUAGUGCAUGUUGGAGUGAUCGGACAAGUUUAAGUAGUCGAUUUAGUUUAGUAUGGAAAUUAAAUGCAAUGCGUUCAGGUUCUAAUAAUCGUUCAACAUUAUCAAAUGGAAAUGAUAAACGACGAAGAUAUCAUCAUCGAACUAUGCGAUAUACAAUGUCAUCAUCACGACAGAAUCAAUGUCGAGAUGAAUUAUAA
Molecule: messenger RNA, 1059 nt
Organism: Adineta steineri
Lineage: Eukaryota; Metazoa; Rotifera; Eurotatoria; Adinetida; Adinetidae
Source: the annotation of a GenBank genome assembly